Patella vulgata (common limpet) is the source of this 1314-nucleotide messenger RNA. Its product is annotated as polyisoprenoid diphosphate/phosphate phosphohydrolase PLPP6. The coding region runs from base 191 to 907 and encodes 238 amino acids. Gene Ontology annotation, molecular function: sphingosine-1-phosphate phosphatase activity. The record is from RefSeq and is a predicted model, not a curated record. NCBI's taxonomy places the organism in Eukaryota, Metazoa, Mollusca, Gastropoda, Patellidae. The transcript is spliced from 2 exons.
UCCAUAAAAGUUUCCUUCAUCCGGUUUUAGUUUCGAGGUUAUACGUACCCACAAUCCUUUGCGAUACAUUUCCGCUUGUCUCGUUGUAAAUAAAUAGACUCCGGACUCAGCUGAUUGUGGGAAGAAAACUCUAUUCAUAUUUAGGGAGGAAAAUUGUGACUAGCUUUGGUUAGGUUUGAUCAAACUAACAAUGGCAUCCGAUACCACAAGACUGCGAACAAAAGAGGCUGGUACGACUGAAGAAAAUACCUCUUCAAGUGAAAAAAGGUCAACUGGUAAAAGUAGAAAUGAAGCCAUCGUAGGCGAAGACGGGCUGUGGCAGUAUCUCCAUAAACUAGAUGUGGAAUACACAAAGGCAUGGGGUGUCUGUGCAGCUAAAGAAUCGAAAUUAGGAGGCCUGAGACCGUUGAUGAAAUUAUUGGAAAUAAGUUGUCAUGGUAUUCCUUGGCUGGUUGCAAAUGUUGUAUUCUUUCUUUGUGUUCACAGAGAGCAAGAUGUUGAACUUUUGGUGAACCUAUUUUUUGCUUUGAUAUUUGACAUUAUUGUAGUGGCAUCUCUGAAAAUGUUGUUCCGACGACCACGCCCCCCUGCAAACCAAAUGGACAUGUUUGCUACUAUUUCUGUGGAUACGUAUUCAUUCCCAUCUGGUCAUGCCACACGGGCAGCCAUGUUGGCUUUCUUCUUCAGUAAUAAAUAUUUAACUCAGUGGAGUAGUAUAUUUGGGGUGAUAACUUGGUCGGUUGUGGUCAGUAUCUCCAGACUGUUGCUAGGACGACAUCAUACAAGUGAUAUAAUAAUAGGAUAUUUUACAGGAUUUUUAGAAUAUGUGAUUUAUAAUACAGUUUGGAUCCCUAAAGAAAACUGCAUAUCAUGGCUAGAAUUGUAUUUUGGUCAUGUUCAUUUGUGAUGAUUUAGUUUCGUAUAAAAUUAGAUUUUUUUUUAAAGGUGCAUUAUGAAAGAAUUAGAUAAGGAGCUGGCCGUUCUUUCUUUAAAACAGCUUGAAAAUGAAAAAUUAAUAUAUUGAAAAUUUCGGUCAAAUUUCUUUAUUCUGUGCAAAGUUAUACAUCCGCGUAUAUAACUUUUGAAGCCAGAAAAAAGAUCUGUAAUAGGCAAAUUUAGCUCUUACAUAAUGCAUCUUUAAUGUAGGCUGCCAGUUUAAUUUUUAAAUGUAGUUUAUAGAGAUCUGUGUUGUACAUGUAUGUUCGGCGUGGUGACCAUAAUUCCAUUUUUUUUAUAAUGAUCUCAAGGAUGUGCUGGUAUUCACUUGUUGAAAUGGAAAUAAUAAAAAUAAAUUGAGAUAAUAGAGAAAAAUUA